AUGGUUCUCAACUGGCUAGCUCUCUCGCUGGCCAGCGUCGCUGCGGCCGAGUAUUUCCCGCCCGCGCCAGAGGGUCUGAAGAUUGUCAACUCCAAGCAUGAGGAGGGCGUCAAAAUAUCCUACAAAGAGCCGGGUAUCUGUGAAACCACCCCGGGCGUCAGGUCAUAUUCGGGCUACGUUCAUCUGCCUCCAGGAACACUGGAGGAUGUAAAUAUCGAGCAGAAAUACCCCAUUAACACCUUCUUCUGGUUCUUCGAAGCUCGCCAUAAUCCGAAGAAUGCCCCGCUGUCCAUUUGGAUGAACGGCGGACCUGGCAGUUCGUCCCUGGUCGGUCUCAUGCAGGAGAACGGCCCGUGUCUAGUAAACGCAGAUUCCAAUUCGACCGAGCUCAACCCGUGGUCGUGGAACAACUACGUCAAUAUGCUGUACAUUGACCAGCCUAAUCAGGUUGGGUUCAGCUACGACGUCGCCACAAACGGCACCUUCGACCAGCUUGGCGCCGGCUGGAAUGUGUCAAAGUGGGAGCAUGGCGUCCCUGUCCAGAACAACACUUUCUACGUCGGCACGACUACUAGCCAAAAUGCGCAGGCAUCGGCAAACGGUACGGAAAAUGCAGCUCGAUCGCUCUGGCACUUUGCGCAAACUUGGUUUACCGAGUUCCCUCAUUAUAAGCCCCACGAUGAUCGCGUGAGCAUCUGGACAGAAUCUUACGGCGGUCGCUAUGGACCAGCCUUCACUGCAUUCUUCCAGGAGCAGAACGAGAAAAUUGAGAAAGGCACUAUCGCCGCUGCCAGCGAAUCUCACUACAUCCACCUCGAUACCCUGGGGAUUAUCAACGGCUGUGUCGAUCUCCUCGUACAGGAGCCGACAUACCCCAAGAUGGCAUACAACAAUACCUACAACAUCGAGACAAUUAAUCAGACCGUCUACGAAAAUGCCCUAGAUGCAUGGAGUCGCCCGGGCGGGUGCAAAGAUCUGAUCAUGAACUGCCGUGCCCUCGCAGCAGAAGGCGACCCCCACAUGCACGGCAAUAACGAGACAGUGAACAAGGCAUGCCACAAGGCGGAUAGCUUUUGCAGCAACCAGGUUGAAGGUGCUUACGUUACGUAUUCAGAGCGUGGCUACUACGACAUUACGCACAAGGACCCAGAUCCGUUUCCACCGUCGUACUUCCUAGGAUACCUCAAUCAGAAUUGGGUUCAGGGCGCGUUGGGCGUGCCGAUCAACUAUACCGAGUCCGUUGACAGUGUCUAUGUUGGCUUCUCAUCGACAGGCGACUAUCCUCGCUCAGAUGUGCACGGCUACAUCGAUGACAUAGCGUAUGUGCUUGAUUCCGGCAUCAAGGUGGCUCUCGUUUACGGUGACCGCGAUUACGCAUGCAACUGGAUCGGUGGCGAGGAUGUGAGUCUGCUUGUGAAUCAUAAGGAGGCAGACGGUUUCCGUGAUGCGGGAUACACACCACUUCGAACGAACAAGACAUAUGUCGGUGGCCAGGUCCGCCAACAUGGCAACUUCUCUUUCACUCGCGUCUUCGAAGCUGGCCACGAGGUCCCCGCGUACCAGCCAGAGACCGCGUAUCAUAUCUUCUACCGUGCUCUUUUCAACCGCGAUCUGGCUACAGGCAAGGUUGAUACCGCUCGCAACAAGUCAUACUCUACUGCUGGCCCGGAUUCAACUUGGACCAUCAAGAACGAGGUGCCCGAGAGCCCGGAUCCGUUGUGCUACAUUCUCGCCCUGGAAGCGACCUGCACGGAUGAUCAAAUUGCCAGUGUUGUUAAUGGCACGGCGGUUAUCAAGGAUUGGAUUGUUAUGGAUGAGGCAUCACAUUAG
Penicillium atrosanguineum is the source of this 1830-nucleotide messenger RNA. It is a transcript of the gene cp1, whose product is annotated as putative carboxypeptidase S1. Gene Ontology annotation, biological process: proteolysis. Gene Ontology annotation, cellular component: fungal-type vacuole. Gene Ontology annotation, molecular function: serine-type carboxypeptidase activity. The record is from RefSeq and is a predicted model, not a curated record. Bases 1 to 1830 code for a protein of 609 amino acids. Lineage: Eukaryota; Fungi; Ascomycota; Eurotiomycetes; Eurotiales; Aspergillaceae. The transcript has 2 exons.